AUGGACGCAGAAGCAGGGCCUGCGGCGGGCGAGGCGGCGCUGGUGCCGGACAUGGAGGUGCGCCUGAAGAAGCUGCUGCGCGAGAAGCGGGUGCUGCGGAAGAAGUUGCGACGGAUGGAGGCCGAGGGCGCGAACGCAGAGGUGCUGGCUGCACUGCGGGCGCGAGUGGCGGACACCUCGUCGGUCAUCCGCGAGCUCAAGGCGACCGAGGCCAAGAACGCCUUUGCCCUCUUCGACUCGGACGGCGACCGCCUCAUCAACAAGGCUGAGUUUGCCACCGUCUUCACCCUCCUCGCCGGCCACGCCUUGGAUCCGGCUGAGCUCGACGCCACUUUUGCUCGUGUCAACAAGGACGACAACGCCCACAUCGAUCUCCGCGAGUUUGUCGCCUGGUGGGUUCUCCACGGCUCCGACGAGGGCAUCAAGCGUGCCCUGCGCCUGCAUCUUGAGCGCCAUAAUUCUGCUCACAUCGCUCGUCCCGCGCAUGCUCCGCCGUCCGCCAAAGCUCUGCUGCCUUCCAAGUCGCCUGCUCGCAAGCAGAGCAGGGGAAAGAAGAAGCGGCGUGUCCGCAAGGUCAAGCGGCGGCAGCCAGACGGGCCGUCGUCGUCGUCGUCGGCGUCCUCAGCUUCAGCCCUCGCCGACGCUUCUGCUGUCGCUGCCGCCGGUUCAAAAGCCAAGUCAAAGGUGACCAAGGACAAGAUCCUCGCUGCUAUCACCAAGCGGCGACUGGAGAUGCAGACACUGCUCCGCGCUCUGCGCAAGGCCAAUCCGGAGGCGUCUGAGGUUCUCGAGCUCUCGGCGUCGAUGGAGGGCCUGAUGCAGACGCUGAGGAGUGUGGCGUUAGCGUCGGGGCUCACGCUCUCUUCAUCAAUGUCGUCGUCAUCGUCGGUGUCGUCGUCGUUUUCGGCGUCCGUCCCGGCGUCCGUGGUGAGCGAUUACGAGCCCGAGGACGGGGCGAGCGAGUCUGGGCUCUUGGCGCGGCGAGGGCUGCAGACCAUGUCUGAAGCGCGCUCGGCGGAAAAGGUGGUUAUGAUGGAGAUGGUGACGCCGGUCUCCCCGGCAACACACGCACAGCUUGGUCUCGGAUCGGGCGCGUACACGCCGGCGCAGGCGGCGCCUGACCUUCAGGUCUACUUUCCGUACUUCAACGGCCUCUACUCGAACAAGUACCUGCACUCAUCGGUAGAAACGAUGAACCUAGAACUGCUGCUGCGGCGGGUGCUCGAGCCUGGGCGGUACGAUGAGGAUCUCCGCGACGUGCUCCUGCUCACCCACCGCCGCUUCCUUCCGACGGUCGACCUGCUGCGGGUGCUCAAGGAGCGGUUCUGGUGCGAGCCGGUGGCGUCGAUGCCGCGCAAAGUCUUUGACACUCACCAGGUGGCCAUUCGGAUGGAGGUUCUCGACUUUGUGGCCGAGUGGGUAGCUGGCCAUGCCCACGACUUUGGAUCCGACGUGGUAUACUCGGCGAGCGACCUGGCGGUUGCAGCGGGCGCCUCCAGGUCGGCUAUCAGCUCGUCGUCAGACGAGGACAAUGGCUCGGAGGUCGAGCUCGGCGAGCGCGGAAAGCCAGAGAUGCGGGCGGUGCUGGACAAGGCUUAUCCGUCGCCGCGUGCCGAGUUGGAGGACUUUCUCAAGUUUGUGGCUGGCGCGGUGCCAUCGCACAAUCUCGCGGCCGAGGUUAUCCAACGCGCCGAUGACGUGCUCGGUGAGCUGCAGCGAAGUGUGGCAGCAUUUGAGCGUGUGGCGGCCGAGCCGUGCACCGUCUACAAUGUGGCCGGCAUGCGCGAGCAGACACCUGCGCCGAUUCUCCCCUCCGGCAAUCUGCACUCGCUCAACCGGAUUCUGCAGCUCUCGCCGCUGGAGCUUGCGCGCCAACUGACAUACCACGACUACGCCGUCUAUCGCAGCGUCCGACCAAGUGAGUUUCUCAAGAAGCAGCCGCGUGCGGCGCUCGACGCACUCACGGCGCGGUUCAACGCGACUGAGGCGUUUGCGGCGUCGCAGAUUCUGCUGACCCGGCAGCUCCGCCAGCGAGUGUUGGUCAUCUGUCGACUCAUUGACUCUGCACGAGCCUGCAAGGCGCUCGACAACUACCUCUCGUGCUUUGCCAUCACGACGGCGCUUGUCAAGACAACCGUGUCGCGACUGACGCACACGUUUGAGCUCCUCCCGCAAGACUAUCGCGACAGCCUCGCGGAACUGGAGCGGCUCAUUCAACCGCCGUGGCUCGAGUACCAGCGCGUGCUGCGAUACGUCGCCGCGCCUGCUGUACCGUACACCGGGCCGUUUGAGAGCAAGCUUGCGGCGAUUGAGGCCAACAUGGAGAGUUUUGACGAGGGCCUGCUCGACGUCUCCAAGUUUGAGGCCAUUUCCAAGGAGAUCAGCGCCGUGCUGCGGUGGCAGACUGCGCCGGUCUACGCCAUUCAGCCGGUGACCAUGGUGGAGAAGUUCCUCCAGUUCUCCCCGGGGCUGACCGACAACCAGCAGCUGGACGCGUCGAACGCACUACAGCCGCGGGCGCAUGGCAAGAGUACGACUGAGAGCCAGCAGGCACGGAUGCGGUCAGGAACGUUCAAAGAGCUCAACGCAGCGAGCAUGUCGGGCGAGGACAAGUCGAUUGCAGCCGAGGCGCUAGACGCUGCGGCGGCGUUGCUGGACCCGUUCUCGGCGCUAGGCUCUGACUCGGAUGAUGGCGAGGUGGAAGUCGAGUCGCCACCGGAAAUGGCCAACAUUGUCAAGCCGGUCUUUUCCGAGACCGGGACGUCGCUGACGGUCCGGUCGCAGGCUGCCGAGUUCCCGGAGCCGUACACGAUCACAGCGCCGCCACCGCUCUCUUCGCUGGACUCGGUCCACGUGUUAGAGAUUGCGCGCCAGAUGUCACUGGUGGCGUUUGACCUGUACUCGGCUAUUCCGGAGGAGCAGUUCUUUGCGGCUGUAGAGGCGCAGCCGGCGCCGGCUGUGGAAGCCUUGCGUGCGCGGCACGCGUUUGAGCGGCAGUGGGCGGCUUCGAUGCUGCUGCGGUACGACGCGGCCAAGAUGGAUCUUGACUCUGAGCUGGAGUCGCGGGCGCACCGGCUAUGCAUGCUGCUGGACAUUGCUGCGUGCUGCCUACUGCUCAACAACUUUGGCUCUGUCGAAGCCAUUGUCUCGGGCCUGCUCCGGCCGGGUUCGCCGGUCCAGCGGCUGGAGCAUACCUUUGCGCUCCUGCCCGAGGCGUACCGGUCGCAGCUCGAGAUCUUUCGACACCUCAUUUCCAAAACCAAUCCGCGGCUGUACUUUAAGGCUGUGAAGAAGGCAACGCCGCCUGUCGUGCCGCUGCUCGCGCCUCACUUGCGGGCCAUGCAAAUGGUGCGAUCGGAGCAGGCCGAGUACCGGACGCACCCGGUGACGCUCAAACACCUCUCGAUGCUUGCGUCGUACAGCGAGUACCCGUACCGGCUGCACAUUGUCCCAGUUGUGGCCGAGUUUGUGACCAAUGCUGCGCUGCUAAUGGAUGUCAAGGACCAGGCGCGCGCCUCGCUCCUGGUCGAGCCGCCGGGCUGGUCGCCGCGGAACCUGGUCAUGAACCUUCUCUUUCACCGGCACGCCAAGUUCAAGCACGAAUCGGACGUUCCGCACCUCUUGCCGUCCCACUCAAAGUCUGGUCCUGGCGGCUUGGACCUGCCGCACUCGUGGUCGUCGUCAUCGUUUGUCCUUGUCGGGCAGCCGCAGGCGCCCAAGACAGCCGGCCGCAAGCGGCACAGGUUCAAGCCGGGCAAGCGCCACUCUAGCCGGGCAAGCAAGCGCGGCUUCCUGUUCUGGUGAUAUGGCUAGACUCGCGCGAGAAGCACUCACGCUCACUUGCUGCUGCUACUGCC
Messenger RNA from Thecamonas trahens ATCC 50062, 3857 nucleotides. RefSeq lists its product as uncharacterized. Gene Ontology annotation, cellular component: plasma membrane. The record is from RefSeq and is a predicted model, not a curated record. Gene Ontology annotation, biological process: Ras protein signal transduction; positive regulation of GTPase activity. Gene Ontology annotation, molecular function: calcium ion binding; guanyl-nucleotide exchange factor activity. NCBI's taxonomy places the organism in Eukaryota, Apusomonadida, Apusomonadidae. The transcript has 2 exons. Bases 1 to 3804 code for a protein of 1267 amino acids.